AUGCUCACGGUGUCCCUCCUGGACGCGCACCUCGCGAGGUGCUGCUCCGCGCGGCAGCUGCUUCAGAUCCACGCCCAGUUCAUCGCCUCCGGCCUCCUCGCCGACGCCUUCGCCGCCAGCCGCCUCCUCCUCUUCACCUCCGCCACCCGCUUCCUCCCGCUCCCGCUCCACCACUCCUUCCGCCUCCUCCAGCUCGUCCACCACCCCAACGCCUUCUCCUGCAACACCCUCCUCAAGGCCGCCCUGCUCGCCGGGAUGCCGCACCUCUGCCUGCCACUCUACGCCUCCCUGCCAGCGCCCCCCGACGCCUACACCCACCCCACCCUCGCCGCGGCCUGCGCCGCAAGGAGGGACGCGGCCGAAGGCCGGCAGGUGCACUCCCACGCCAUCAGGCACGGGUUCGGCGACAACUUGUACGUCAGGAACGCCCUGAUGCACAUGUACUCUGCUUGCGGCUGUCUCUGGGACGCGCGCAGGGUGUUUGACGCAGGGCCCACGUGGGACGCUGUUUCGUGGAACACGAUCCUGGCUGCGUACGUGCAUGCCAGGGAUGUCGACCAGGCACUUGGUGUGUUUGCGCGGAUGCCGGCGCGGAAUGCUACGGCGGUGAGCUCGAUGGUGUCGUUGUUUGGGAAGAGGGGUAUGGUGGAUGAGGCGUGGAGAGUGUUUGACGAGGCCGACUGCAGGGAUAUCUUCGCGUGGACGGCCAUGGUUUCUUGCUUUGAGAGGAACAACAUGUUUGCAGAGGCCUUGCACGUGUUCUCGUGUAUGCGUCGAGAGCCGUGGCCUCUGGAUGAGGCGCUGAUGGUCAGUGUGGUGGCCGCUUGCGCUCAGUCGGAGAUAAUUCAGAAUGGGGAACUAUGCCAUGGACUGAUUAUCAGAGCUGGCCUGUGUUCGCUGGUGAAUGUUCAGAAUGUGCUGAUCCAUAUGUAUUCAUGUUGCCUGGAUGUCGCUGCGGCGCGGAGAUUGUUUGACAGUAGCAAGUGCUUGGACAUGUUUUCCUGGAACUCGAUGAUGGCUGGCUAUCUAAAGAAUGGUCAUGUCAAAGAUGCAAUGGCAUUGUUCAGUGCAAUGCCUCGCAAGGACAAUGUUUCUUGGAGCACGUUGAUAUCUGGCUGUGUGCAGAAUAACCAAUCCUCAGAUGCGCUCUCUGUUUUCGAUAGCAUGCGAUCCCAGGGAAUCAGGCCAGAUGAGGUUACUGUUGUCAGUGUUAUAUCUGCAUGCACUAAUCUGUCCGCUUUGGAGAAAGGAAGGUCAGUGCACGAGUACAUAAGGCAAAACAACUAUCACAUCACUCUUGUACUUGGGACUAGCCUCAUUGACAUGUACAUGAAGUGUGGAUGCUUGGAAGCUGCAUUGGAAGUCUUCAACCUAAUGGAAGAAAAAGGAACGCCUUGCUGGAAUGCUGUCAUUGUCGGACUGGCCAUGAACGGCCUUGUGACAAAAGCCCUUGACAUGUUUUCAGAGAUGGAGGCAUCUGGCACUGCUAUCCCGAAUGAGAUAACUUUCACUGGAGUUUUGAGUGCUUGCCGAAAUGCUGGCAUAGUUGAGGAGGGCCGUCACUUCUUCAAGUUGAUGCGGCACAAGUACCAAAUCACGCCGAACAUUAGACAUUACGGAUGCAUGGUUGAUCUUCUUGGACGUGCUGGAUAUGUUAAAGAGGCUGAGGAUAUGAUUGAGAGCAUGCCCUUGUCACCUGAUGCUCCAGCAUGGGGUGCAUUGCUUGGUGCCUGCUGGAAGCAUGGUGAUAAUGAGGUUGGGGAAAGGGUGGGGAGGAAGCUUGUUGAUAUGGAUCCUCACCAUGACGGGUUUCAUGCUAUGCUGUCUAACAUAUAUGCUAAAGAGGGGAUGUGGCAAUCUGUAAAUGAUCUAAGGGGUUCCAUGAAGCAACGCAAUGUCAUAAAAGUUUCAGGGCACACUGUGCUUGAAUUGUCACAUUCUUCAUGA
Lolium rigidum is the source of this 1947-nucleotide messenger RNA. RefSeq names its product pentatricopeptide repeat-containing protein At1g08070, chloroplastic-like. The transcript has a single exon. The record is from RefSeq and is a predicted model, not a curated record. NCBI's taxonomy places the organism in Eukaryota, Viridiplantae, Streptophyta, Magnoliopsida, Poales, Poaceae. Gene Ontology annotation, molecular function: protein binding; RNA binding. Gene Ontology annotation, biological process: RNA modification. Bases 1 to 1947 code for a protein of 648 amino acids.